Messenger RNA from Heterobilharzia americana, 1131 nucleotides. The record is from the annotation of a GenBank genome assembly. NCBI's taxonomy places the organism in Eukaryota, Metazoa, Platyhelminthes, Trematoda, Strigeidida, Schistosomatidae.
AUGUCUUGUUGCACUGUCCAGUCAGAUUACAAAAAGGACGCCACAUCUGAGAGCAGUGAAGUCGAGCAGUUUAGAUCUGAAUACAUCAUCGAAAGUGAGAUUGGAAGGGGAAGGUUCGCUAAAGUAUCGUUGGUCAAGCAUCGUGUAAGUGGCGAAUUCUCUGCAGCAAAGAUAAUAAGGCGAUGGCGCUGUGGCAAAGAUACCAUUGAAAGCAUUUUGCGGGAAAUAGAAGUAGUGAAAAUCAGUCAUGAUAGUCCUCACAUUGUAAAAAUGAAGCAUUAUUAUAUUGGCGAAAAGGAAGUUGUUCUACUUCUUGAAAAUUGCUCUCAAGGUGACCUCUAUCAUUAUGUUCACUAUAAUGAAGAAUCUCUUCCGGAAUCCACCGUUGCUGAAUUAUCAAUGCAACUUUUGGAGGCUGUCUCAUUUCUACAUUCUCAAUUAAUUGUUCAUUUGGAUAUUAAGCCCGAGAAUAUUCUUCUUCGACAUCCUCCUCCACAAUGUGAAAUCGCUUUGUGUGAUUUCGGUUUGGCCAAGUAUUUGAGAAAAAACGAAGUAAUUAGAGAUCUUGUUGGCACACCAGAUUAUGCUGCUCCGGAGGUUUUGAACUAUGAUCGUAUUCAUUUCACAACAGAUAUUUGGAGUGUUGGUGUUGUUGUUUAUUAUUUGUUGACUAGUGAAAGUCCAUUCUGGGAUGAAAGUAAAGAACAAACCUUUCUCAAUGUAUGUCAAUUGAAAAUUUCUUAUCCUGAUCAACUAUUCCAAGAUAUUUCACCUGAUGCAAUCUCUUUCAUAAAACGUUUAAUUCAAAAAGAUCCUAGAGAUCGCCCUUCAGCUGAUGAUUGCUUCCAUGAUCCAUGGUUCAGUUCCAUGAAAUCUACACAUGAUCCCUGUCAAAAUGAAGCACUUAUUUCGAUAUCACAAGAUUUUACAAGACCGGAUAGUGGUCGUAUCUUUGGAGAAUGAUAUCAUUCAUAACAGUAAUAGUAAUAGUAGAUUAAUAAUCCAUCCAAAUGGGUUUUGUACAGAUCUCUUCGAGUGUUUACCUUUAUUUCUCUGUCUCACAUUCGAGGUAUUUAACGGAUAGAUGUAUUGGUGAGUACUUACUGUUCAACCAUCUCCUGUUUCCAGUAG